Numida meleagris (helmeted guineafowl) is the source of this 1990-nucleotide messenger RNA. It is a transcript of the gene CD3E, whose product is annotated as CD3e molecule. Gene Ontology annotation, molecular function: transmembrane signaling receptor activity. The transcript has 7 exons. Gene Ontology annotation, cellular component: external side of plasma membrane; alpha-beta T cell receptor complex; membrane. Bases 206 to 739 code for a protein of 177 amino acids. The record is from RefSeq and is a predicted model, not a curated record. Lineage: Eukaryota; Metazoa; Chordata; Aves; Galliformes; Numididae. Gene Ontology annotation, biological process: cell surface receptor signaling pathway; positive thymic T cell selection.
GAGCAAAUUCCCUUUCUCUCAGCUUGGCCUGGAAGGCAAUGCGAGCACGUCUUCCUGCUUGAGUCACUGCCCUUUACUGAAGGCGAGGUGUGGCAGCCAGACAGUUCACUUCUGUGCGUAAAGCAGGCAGAUUUUCAAGCCGGCUGCAGUGAUGCCAAUCUGAUCAGGAACAACAGAGAAGAGCAAGAGAAGGAGGAGCACAAGGAUGAGGUUUGAGGUGCCCCUGCCCCUCCUGGGCCUCCUGCUGUGUGUGGUUGGUGCAGCAGCUCAGGAGGAAUUCGUGGUGGAGAUUUCUGGAACCACAGUGACAAUCACAUGUCCCAUAUCUGGAGAUGAAAUAGACUGGGAGCCAACUGUGACAAAUGGAGAAAGAGAAAAUAAUAAGUACAUCAUAAAGAAUCAUGACAGCUCUCCUCUCACUGUGACUUGUAAGGAAAAAAAUAAUGAGAAAAACAAGCAUGCAAUGUACCUGAAUGCCAGAGUGUGCGAAAACUGUGAGGAGCUGGAUACCUUGACUGUGACAGGGAUCAUCAUCGCGGAUCUUCUCAUCACCUUGGGGGUGCUGAUUUUGGUCCAUUACUUCAGCAAAAACAAGAAGGGGCAAGCGAGCGCUGGUGCUGGCAGUCGGCCACGAGCUCAGAAGAUGCAGCGUCCUCCCCCUGUUCCAAACCCAGACUACGAGCCCAUCAGGAAAGGUCAGCGAGAAGUGUACGCAGGCCUGGAACACAGGGGGUUCUGAAAUUCCCCCAGAUUCCAGGCUGGAUGGAAAACAGAGGCAGAAGAGCUGAGUGCUUCUGGCUAGCUUGCUGCUGGCUCUCUGCAGACCCACUGAGACCCAGGUGCUUUGGGGUCAGCCAAGCAGCUAGACAGGACAGGCGUCCUGCUGCCCUAUGCUGUCCCACCCCAAGGUGUUCCUUCAAUCUGACAUUGGGGCUAAGAAAUCACCGAGCCCACUGGCAAAAGAAGUUUUCCUUCUCGCUAAAGGCCUGGAGCCUCCCUCGUGGUUGCUGGCCUCCUUUCCCCUCACUUGUCUUUUUCUGCUUCGAUUGCAUGCUCUGACUUCCCCUCCAAUCUCAUUUUCUGUCCCACUUGCCGCUCUUCCCUCCCAGGAGAGCUGGUGCAAAAUGAGGGUCCUUCUCAGAGGGACGGGCCUCUGACAUUGUCCUGCUCUAAAAGAUGAGACGAAUUUCUACCAGUACGUGCAGACAGGGCCAUCCACCCUAUAGCCCUUCUUCUGUGGGAAAUGAGUGGGGCCAAGUACCCUUUGCAUGCAGGUACCUUUGUGUUUCAGAUCUUCAUCAGAACAUCCUUAAAGGGUCAGAUGAGAAUCUGGCACUUUCCCAGGUCAUCUGAAAGCCUAUUAGGAAAUUUAAGUCUCUGGCUGAGUGUGAGAUUUUUGUUACUAUUAAAUUAUGAGCUCGUAGACAUUUCAGAUUAGAUUUGACCCCCAGUUAUCAAUGAAUAUCACCUUUGCAGUCUGACUGAGACAGCACACCAGGGAUUUUCGUGUUUCCCAGGCUGGAACGGAGGCACUUUGGUUCAGCCCUUGGGCCAGCACUCUGUUCUGCAACAGCUUGUUCGCUGGAACUGAAAUGAAUGUGUUGGGGCCAUAGAGACAGUGGCCUCAACACAAAUUCAGGACAGCAUCUAACUUUUGUGAAGUUGUCCUUCCAUUUUUACUGAUUUUCUAUAGUGUCAUGUAAGAUAAAAACCUCUAUUUGAGUGGGCUUCACCCUAAAGGCUGCACGACUGCAUUUGCUGGUGCUGUUUCACUUUGCAGCGCUAUCGCUGCGUAGAGAUCCUUGUGAUCUGUCCUUUACUGCUUCCCUUUCUCUCCGCUUUCCUUUCAGCUCUGGCACUUGAGCUCUGCUUGGGUUCUAUUAGAAAGAUGUCAGGCUACAUCUGUUUCAGCUUUUUUUAAUAUCCAUUUCAAAAUUGUAAUAUAUUAAUAAAAUGGGAGCCAACAUCCUCAGAUACGCAGCGGAAAAGA